AUGUGUGCUGACUCAACACUAGUCCAGGAUCCAGUGAACAAAAAAUGUGCUAUUACUGUUGCCAAUGGACAACAAUUACAGUGUGAAAUGCAUGAAGAUGAUGUGCCCGGCAGCUGCGUCUCUUGCCUUACUGGAAAGAUGCAUGAGUCAUCUUAUCCUAGGUCAAGUGGGGGACGUGCUGCUCAUCCGCUGGACCUGAUCCAUAGUGAUGAAGACCUUCGGUUAUCUUAUGAAGCACAAAUCGGAAAUGGGACUACAAGCCUGCCUUUACAGUCACCACUAUCGGAUGUUUACCGUACUGCAAGUGAAGAUUCUACUGAGGAUGAUGAUGAUGAGGCUGAGAUUGGUUGUGGUCUAACAUUAACAAGCAUGCUAGUUAUUGCUCGAAGGUUGUGGCUCACCAACCAACCAAGAAUAUUGUGGGCUGCACAUAAUAAUGAAGAAGUGUGGCUCAGGCGCCACAAAAGAAAUAUUUCUCGACAGUGUUUAGAGCAAAUAAGUGAAAUGCCAGUUUUC
This is a messenger RNA of Brenthis ino (lesser marbled fritillary), 516 nucleotides long. Lineage: Eukaryota; Metazoa; Arthropoda; Insecta; Lepidoptera; Nymphalidae. The record is from the annotation of a GenBank genome assembly.